Messenger RNA from Chiloscyllium plagiosum (whitespotted bambooshark), 1674 nucleotides. The record is from RefSeq and is a predicted model, not a curated record. NCBI's taxonomy places the organism in Eukaryota, Metazoa, Chordata, Chondrichthyes, Orectolobiformes, Hemiscylliidae.
GGCAGGCUGUAGUAUCUAGGGAGGAGUAUCUGAGACAGACAUAGAUUCUGGGGGAUCUGCAAUGGGAAUUUCACUCAGGAAUGACAGUCACUUUACAACUCUCAUCUCCAGGCAGUACCAUCCAGUGCUCAUCACUCCCCUCACACAUCCACUUAAAGGCAUGAAGAGUCCAGACUCCUGCAUAAGACUUAACCCUCAGGAUGUCGAGCUCACUAAACUCCACAACGGUCUGGUAAUCGCUGCCUUGGAGAAUUACAGCCCAGUGGCCAAAGUGGGCAUCUUUCUGAAGGCCGGGAGUCGAUAUGAAGAUGCUGGAAACCUGGGCAUCACUCAUUGCCUCAGGGUGGCAUCCAACAUGUCCUCCAAGAAAGCCAGUCCAUUCAAACUGACCCGUGCGAUUGAAGCUGUUGGGGGAUCCCUACGGGUGAUUUCCACAAGGGACCUGAUGCUGUACACUGUGGGAUGUCUGCGCGACUCAAUUGACGACCUGAUGGAGUACCUCAGCGCCAUAGUCUUAGCCCCUGAGUUCCGACCCUGGGAGGUGGCCAGCAUCAGAGAUCGCCUGAAAGUAGAGAAAGAGAUAGCAUACCAUCAGCUGCAGAGAAGAAUGUUGGAGAACCUCCACGCGGCUGCCUAUCGUAACACGCUGUGCAACUCCCUCUACUGUCCUGACUUCAUGCUGGGUCAAUUCACCUGUGAACAGCUACAUAAAUAUGUGAAGAAGCAUUUCUGUGUUGGACAGAUGGCAAUAGUGGGAAUAGGGAUGACUCUCAGCCAGCUAACAAAGGCAGCUCAGCAACUGUUUGGCAAGGCGUCUGGCUAUGGUCAGGCUGGGCCUAAGGCCCUGUAUGGAGGAGGUGAGCACCGCGAAGGCACCUCUGAGCCGCUGGUGCACGCCGCCGUGGUCUGUGAGGGUGAGGCUGUGAGCUCACAGGAGUCCCUGGCGUUUACCGCGCUGCAGCAGGUGCUGGGGGUGGGACCCCACGUCAAGAGAGGAAGCGGGAUGACCAGCACCUUAACCCGGGCCAUAAGCAAGAGCACGGCGCAGCCCUUCACCGCCUCUGCCUUCAAUGUGUGCUACCAAGACUCUGGUCUGUUUGGGGUUUACACCAUCUCUCAGGAUGAGGCAGCAGCUGAUGUUAUCAAUGCCGCUGUGUCACACCUCAAACAUGUAGCUGAUGGCAAGAUAAGCGAGGAAGACAUCGAGAGAGGAAAGAAUCAGUUGAUUGCUCGCAAUCUGAUGGCAAUGGAAACACUUGACACCUUACUGGAGGAGAUGGGAUUACAGAUUCUCACAACUGGGACUUACAUCUCACCUAUAUCUGCUGUCGACCAGAUCAAAGAGAUUAGUAAAAAGGAUGUGGUAAAGGCGGCUGAGAAGUUUGCUUCAGGAACCAAGUCGAUGGCAGUCUGUGGCAGACUCGCCAGCACACCAUUCCUGGAUGAACUUUAAUCAGGGUAUCACCUUUCACAAUCACUUCAUUGUUUGAGUGUUAAUCUUUCAAAGGUUUUGAAUGGGAGGAUAUUUGACCCUUUGUUGACUUUGGACAUUGUUUGAUGUUGAGUGUUACGUGUUCAUUGCAUAACUUUUCGUUCCGAAGGAGCCUCUCGUUUUUCCUUCCUUGUUCAUUGCAAAUUAAAUGAUUGAAAAGAAGAGCGAUUCUAUUUGAUUUU